Molecule: messenger RNA, 2106 nt
Organism: Malaya genurostris
Lineage: Eukaryota; Metazoa; Arthropoda; Insecta; Diptera; Culicidae
Product: protein C12orf4
Exons: 2
Coding region: 139-1707 (522 amino acids)
Cellular component (GO): cytoplasm
Source: RefSeq, a predicted model, not a curated record
UGUAUGUGACUAUGAAAUGUUGACGUCGAAUGAUUAGGCCUAGGCGUAUAUCGGAAGAUUCACUGUGUGUUUUAGUUUUAGGCUUGAAUUGAUUUCUAUUGUGGAAAUAGUUUAUAAUAUAGUAGAUUUGAUAAAGCUAUGGAUCUCGAGCCGACUAAAAUGAUUGAUUUUUGUUAUGAGUUUAAAAACUUCGAUGACUCUAUGGCUAAGCUCGUAUACCCUGUGCAAAUUCCUUAUAAAGGUAGCACCGAAGAGCUAGCUCACCAAAUCGUUAACGAACGGAUGGAUUCAAUCAUGAAAUUUCUACGAGCUGAUAUAGAACUUAAAAUAGCUCUUAAGUGGUUUGUAGAAAACGAAAAUCGAAUGUUCCAUGAUGAGCAAGACGAAUUAUUACUCGGAAAGUUGAAAAGUGGUCACGUUGACGUCGACGCUAUGGCAGUCAAUUUUGAAAAAGUUUACAAAGACGAAAUAUUAGAGUAUGCAGAUCGAGUUGGACCCUCUGAUAAUGAAAUAUUUGCUCAAAGCUUUCACCAGCUGGUGCAUUCUUCAGUUCUUUCUGAAAUUUUAUCCAAAGAGCGAGAAUGUGCCAAAACUAUUACUAAUCUAACUGCAGAAAUGACACAACAAAUCACUACAAUGAACACACUGCAUCAAGAAGAGAUUGAUGCAAAAAUGAAGCUAUUGGAUAUUUCUGUCACUUCAGAAAAUAUAAAUCACAUUUUGGCCAAACAAUACAGCAUGCAGAACCUGAUUCGAAGACGAUGCGAAUCGGAGCUGGAGUCAACGCGAGGUCACCAGAAAUAUGAAUAUCGCUAUUGGAUUACCACACACAUCGAUGAAAACUUCCUGGCAGAGUCCGACAGCCCAACGCAAAUCGGAAAUAGAUGGUCAAUGAUUUCCACGCAAGGUCCAUCAAUGGAGGAAAGUUUCACUAUUCAUUUAGGAUCUCAGUUAAAGCAUAUGCAUAAUAUUCGAAUUUUAAGCACCAAGACUUCUGAUUUGUGCAGUCCACUAUACAGAGAAAAUAGUUUUGGAGGGCCAAAUGUUGCUUUAGGUCUAUAUUCCAGCUCUCUGUGUGGAAUUGUAGUAUUAACACCUUCAGGAAAUGUCUCCCCAGAUUCGGAAAUACGACGUAACGCCAACAUGUCUACGGAAUUUCAUUUUGAUCAAGUUGAUCAGCAGAUUGAAAAAAUACAAGAAGAUCUCAGAAAACUUAGAAAUACAUCAGAUGAGCAAGAUUCUGCCAAUUCGCAUGUUAAACCUAAUAAAAAUGGGGUUCAUCUAAAACCAGGAGAUGUGUUCAUCACACGCCAUUCAAAUCUUUCCCACUCACAUGUGAUUUUUCAUCUUAUCUCUGAUGAAACGUUUCAAAGCCCUAGUGAAAUAAAUUCACGACAUCCUGUUAUUUUGGGACUGCGCAACAUCCUUAAAAUAUCUAGCAGACAUGAUGUAACGACUUUGACCAUUCCAGCUUUGUUGAGGCAUAAGAUGUCAGAGGAUAUGACCGUCAGCUGGUGUAUACGUCGAGCGGAACUAGUGUUCAAAUGCGCUAAAGGCUUCAUGAUUGAAUCGGCUAGUUGGGGAGGAGCCGAGCUGAACACGCUGCAGCUCCUAUUACCACACGACAUAUCCGAGGAAUUAUUCCGUACGUUAGCUGAUAUGGUGCCGCAUGUGUUUCGGGUGGCAAAUCCUAAGAUUCUACAGUAAAUCAAUACACAGUUUCUAAAUUUUGUUUAAUAAUUAUAAAUUCCUGAAAUCUGUGUAUUGAAUAACGAAAUCAUAAAAAAUAAAAGAAAUGUUAUAUAGUUUUAUUCGGUUAUUUUAUAUUUCUGUUCAAUAAUUGAAGUGUGAUCAUGAUCCAUCCGGGUCUUGUGAUCUUUAUUUAAGGAAUUAUAAUUGUGUAUUCAGAAAUCGAAUCGAAUGAUUUGAUUAAUUAUGAUCUGUUAUGUUGUAUUGCAUUUCGAAUGCAUACUUAUCUGUGUUAUGUAUGUGCUGAAGAGAUCGGGACUCAGAAGAGAGUUUCAAUCACAAGAGAGAAAGAAUAAGUUUGCUUGCUGUACCGAGAGUUCUGAAAUAUAAGCUAUUCGAUUAUCUUACUUCAGUUAA